This is a messenger RNA of Planococcus citri (citrus mealybug), 1449 nucleotides long. RefSeq lists its product as uncharacterized. Lineage: Eukaryota; Metazoa; Arthropoda; Insecta; Hemiptera; Pseudococcidae. The transcript has 4 exons. The coding region runs from base 333 to 1136 and encodes 267 amino acids. The record is from RefSeq and is a predicted model, not a curated record.
CAUGCUUACAACGCAUGGUUAGGGUACUCUCCACCACCUAGGUGUUUGCAUCGUAUACCUAAUCGUACCCUACACAUGGUAUUUACUUUCCGCGGUGUCAAACCGGUCAGUAUAAAAUAAACCACCUUGAAUAAUUAUGCUCGUAAAGCUUCUAACUAAACGAAUCGCAAAAUAUUCUAAAGGUGAUAAAUAUUUCAUUUCCUGAAGUGUUAACACAAAACUAUAGACAUUGGACCUAGGCCCUAGUGUCUAUCUAUAUGCAAUAGUUCUAGUUCAGGAAUACUCAGGAAGUUACUUCUUUGUCGAAAUCUACAGUAUCAAAAAAUUGAAAAAUGUCUCCAUCAAAGAAGAAUGAAAGUACGUUGAACUCAUCCUACGAUUCAUCUGGUUUGAAAUAUUCCUCAAUUAGAGAUACAGAUUCAACGAAACGUAAACUGAGAAAAUUGAAACAUGAGCUGUCAGCGACGGGAGACCUUUCUAAAGUGUGUGAAGCCGCUAUACAUGAUUUAAAGGACAACGAGCGAGAAAUCUUUUUACUCAAGCUCUAUGUUUCGAAGUUAGAAGCCGAUAAACAGAAAUUAAUGGAUGAUUUAAAAUUACAGGCUCAAAAGACUGAACAGGAGAAAUAUGCUAAGGAAUUGGUACAAAACGAGAAAUCAGAACAAGAUUUAUCUUUGAAAAUUCAAUGCGCGAUAUCAAAGGUUGAUGCUAUUUUCAAAAUGGAGAAGUGUCGUACAGGAUUUAAAUAUGAUACGACUAAAUUAAAGGAUAUGCUUAAUGAGGAGGAUAGAAAUCAAGAAAAACGAUACCAGUUAUGGAAGCAGUUUUUAAAGAAUCCACCGACCAAUCAUGAGAUUUCGUUGUUGUUGAUACGUGUCAAAAAUCAUAAAUCUUGGAACGCAAAAUCACCCCGCUCUGCGACAGAUGAAAUUGAUUUAUUUGCUCAAGUGAUCGCUGAAGUAUCCCGUUCUAUUUCAGAGAAUUUAUAUUUAUCACUGAACAGAAUAAACCCUGUAAAAGACGUUCGACUGAUAGAGGAUACUCUUCAAAAUGAAGCAGUGAACGUUUUAUUGGGAGAUAUUGAAAAUGCAUCCUACAUCAUCUUAUUUUCAGAUGGUUCCAAGGUUCCGGUUUGAUAACUCGUACUUAUAUCCAUUCAAUUUUUUUGAUUUUGCUCGUAACAUAUACAUCAUUACUUAUUUAUAGAAUAGAGUAGUGCGGAAAAAUAUUUUUUUUUUAUUUUCUCUUAAUGUUUUUCUAAUGAAGGUAGGUAUUGAAAUUUAUGAAAACAGAAAACUGUAAAAGCCAAGGUCAAAUUAAUUAAAAUAUUUAUUAGAGAUUAUGCAUAUUUUUUCUAUUUUCAUUUUUAUGUGAUCAAAUGGAAAAACAUUAAUGUAGAAAAAACCGAAGAAAAAUAAACACAUUUUAUCCCUUAAUGUACGUAGUGCG